AUGAACUCACAGGAAUGGGCCGUAGUGGCAGGGGGCCACAGGGUACCGGCUGCGGCACUGAAUAUUCCAUCGUUUGACGCGCUGAGACUGGCGUACCAAGGAAAGGAUCAGUCUGCAUUGGACAGCGGACAAGAAUUCAGUUCGUGGCUCCCGAAGCAAGUUUUCCUGUGUGUGGGCAAGAGAUACUAUUCGGAGCAGUUCCUGACGACGUUCGGAAGGGGACUCAAGUCAGCAAUAUACGCAGCAGAUGCAUGCACGAACAAAGCGAAAUUCACAGACUAUCUUUUCCUGGAGUCACUCCUGAAGUUUGGACAGCUGUACGACGUCAUCGGGGAAGUGCAAGACAUCUCGGAACUGCUCAAAGAUCGACUCGCGAGAACUUUAGCAGAGCAAAGGGCAGAACUCGCAGAACAGAGAGCAAACAAGGCAGAAGAAUUGGCGAAGCUGCUGGCGACGGAGAAUCUCAAGCUCAAGAGAAAGGCUGCAGACAUCUCAGGAGAAGGGCUUCCGAAAGUGCAGUGUUUCGUGGAUAAGAGGGAUGCACCUUCAGAAGCAAUCGGACUCACCGCAGAAGAUCACGACCUGAUAAGGACGUUGCAACAAGUGAACUACGAGGCAGUAGUCAACUGGAAGGUGCUGGCAGAGAGCUCGGGGUUCUCCAUCAGGCAGCUCAGGGGCCUCGCCGUCUCGUUUGUCGAUCAGGCAACUGAAGCGAUUGUCUUCCAAGAGUCGGAACCGGGAAAUGCGAAGAAGAGCCACACGGGGAAGUUUGAGGUCCAAGCAGAAUCGGGGGAGAAGUACACAGAUGUUCCGGUUGAGGAGUUAUCGAUUGGAGCAGGAUCCAGAAGGGAGGGAGACCCCUUAAUCCAGCUGCUCAGGGCAAAUGGUAUGCAAGACGAACCUUUCCUCCAGCAGGGCAGAACUAGAGCGGGGAGAGGGCAAGAAGACCUGGAGCUGGAAAAUGAAAUCAGGUCGAAAGGCAGAGAAGACAGGGGCAGGUCUCAGAGCAGGCCCGGCACUAGGGCUUUUGGAGAGCGCGAGCCGCAGAGGUUCAGGACACCUGCAGAUGACUUCGGGGGAGAUUGGGACAAAGAGCCAGAAGAAGGCUUAGUCAGAGAACGGUCCCCAAUUUUCUUCGACGGGGGUAGGAGAAGGCACCCGGAAUGGCCCGGGAACAGGCCGGUGGGGGUUUUCACUCCCCAGCAGAUGCCAAGGAACUUUGUUCCGGGUUUUCCCCCGAUGCCUCCACCUCUACACAAUCAGACGGGAUUCAUGCCUAGGUUCCAGCCGCAGGGGAUGGGCCAACCGGGGGGGGUGGGGCAGGAAGGGAUCCCUCAGGCCACACCUUUUGCUCCUCCCGGUUUCAUGGGUCCCCCACCUGUGAACAUGCAGAACGUAACUUUUGGGCAAAUAAGGUCGGGCAGCAACCAACAGAGAUAG
Messenger RNA from Klebsormidium nitens, 1440 nucleotides. Lineage: Eukaryota; Viridiplantae; Streptophyta; Klebsormidiophyceae; Klebsormidiales; Klebsormidiaceae. The record is from the annotation of a GenBank genome assembly.